This is a messenger RNA of Enhydra lutris kenyoni (northern sea otter), 4129 nucleotides long. RefSeq names its product Ras association domain family member 8. NCBI's taxonomy places the organism in Eukaryota, Metazoa, Chordata, Mammalia, Carnivora, Mustelidae. The record is from RefSeq and is a predicted model, not a curated record. The transcript is spliced from 6 exons. Bases 260 to 1519 code for a protein of 419 amino acids. Gene Ontology annotation, biological process: signal transduction.
AGCGCCCCGGCCGGCCCCGCCGGGCGGCCUGCGGGGGCGGCGCAGUUGCGAAACUGAGUGCCUGUGUACCUCUUCCUAGAAUACCUGUCUGGUGCUCUCCUCUUCCUCAAGACUACCUCAGCACUCCUCCCACUUGGGGACUCCAGCGCCGUAAGCUGACUACACAAGACUCUGCCUUCCCCAUAUUUCCAUAGCCAGCGACAUGACCUGACACCUUGAUGACCAGUCUCAGGGCCCUUAGGUGACUAGCUGCUACACCAUGGAACUUAAAGUAUGGGUGGAUGGAGUUCAGAGGAUUGUUUGUGGGGUCACCGAAGUUACAACUUGCCAGGAGGUUGUAAUAGCCUUAGCUCAAGCGAUAGGUCGAACAGGAAGGUACACUCUUAUAGAAAAAUGGAGAGAUACUGAAAGACACUUAGCACCUCAUGAAAAUCCUAUCAUAUCCUUAAACAAAUGGGGGCAGUAUGCUAGUGAUGUACAGCUAAUUUUACGUCGGACGGGGCCAUCUCUUAGUGAGCGACCCACUUCAGACAGUGUGGCUCGAAUUCCGGAGAGAACUUUAUAUAGGCAGAGUUUGCCCCCACUGGCUAAACUGAGGCCUCAGAUUGACAAAUCAAUCAAAAGGAGAGAACCUAAAAGGAAAUCAUUAACAUUUACAGGAGGUGCCAAAGGAUUAAUGGACAUUUUUGGAAAGGGUAAAGAAACUGAAUUUAAGCAAAAGGUGCUGAACAACUGCAAGACAACAGCAGAUGAAUUAAAGAAGCUGAUCCGGUUGCAGACAGAGAAGCUUCAAUCCAUUGAGAAAGAGCUAGAAUCAAAUGAAAUUGAAAUACAAUUUUGGGAGCAAAAAUAUAAUUCUAACCUUGAAGAGGAAAUUGUCCGCCUGGAGCAAAAGAUCAAAAGAAAUGAUGUCGAAAUUGAAGAGGAAGAAUUUUGGGAAAAUGAAUUGCAGAUUGAACAGGAAAAUGAAAAACAGCUGAAGGAUCAACUUCAAGAAAUAAGACAGAAAAUAACAGAAUGUGAGAGCAAAUUAAAGGACUAUUUGGCUCAGAUCCAGACUAUGGAAAGUGGUCUUGAAGCAGAAAAAUUACAACGGGAAGUUCAGGAGGCACAAGUCAAUGAAGAAGAGGUUAAAGGAAAGAUUGGUAAGGUCAAGGGAGAAAUUGACAUUCAAGGCCAACAGAGUCUGAGGUUAGAAAAUGGCAUUAAAGCUGUAGAAAGAUCUCUUGGACAAGCCACCAAACGAUUACAGGACAAAGAACAAGAACUGGAGCAGUUGACUAAAGAGCUACGGCAAGUCAACCUCCAGCAGUUUAUCCAACAGACGGGGACAAAAGUUACUGUUUUGCCAGCGGAGCCCAUUGAAGUAGAGGCCUCACACGCAGAUAUAGAAAGGGAGGCACCAUUCCAGUCCGGGUCCCUGAAGCGGCCUGGUUCAUCUCGGCAGCUCCCCAGUAAUCUUCGUAUUCUGCAGAAUCCUAUCUCAUCUGGUUUCAAUCCUGAAGGCAUCUAUGUAUAACAUUAUCUGUCUUUAGGGGAGAGACCUAAUAAAGGUACCAAGGACAGUAAGAAUUCCUUCUUUGAUUUGUGCCAAUGCUGAACAGAGGAUCUAUUUCACAAGCCACCGUCUCUUUUUUCUGUCCUAAAUUGCAUACCACUCGGAGCCAUACCCUGUGCACUGAUGCUAAAGAACAAAGAAACUGUGUUUUCACACACAUCGACAGUGUUGACGUGUUUGUCCAGCAGCUGUAAUGCAAAGCCUUCAUUUUUAUUUGUAGCAUUUUGAGAGCGUUAGGAAAGUAUUCUGCUGUGUGUAUACGUAAAUAAAACCAUGACUUAAGAGCGAAGAGAAAUAUGUGACUGACUUAGUUUAAUUUAUUCCAUAUAAUCGAUUAGUGGGUGAAUGUUGUUGUUUUCAUAUUUUUUGUUACUACUUAUCCUGUGACUGAAUUACAUUCUGAAUUGUGUGACUAUGACUGUGUGCAUGCAUGCCACCAGUGUCCAUCCGUACCUGCUGGCCUACAGCUCUGCGAGUGCCAUAGGGAGCUCCAGCGUCUGCCCUAACUCCAGAGGAACCCACUUGUGUUUAGCUUGUGUACCUCUCCUAGCCAUUGCCUCAUUAGACAAAAAAUCCAGGUUUUAGUUUUCAUCUGGACUCAGAUCUUUUCUUUACAGUAUUUCCAGCAUAUGAAUGACCACAUACCCAGAAGAGCAAUAUUUUCACGAGGUAAAUUGUAGGUUUAAAAGAUUUGCGGUACUUCAGACACUUUAAACAAAAGUGUAGUUGUUAGAUAAUCUGUCCAAACAGGCAUGGGGUUUCCUAAUAAAUUAUGUGUUCUGUUUCUGCCCUACCUUAAUCGUUUUAAUCUCAUGGAUCCUCAGAGUCACCAUAAUACAUAAGAGAUACCUGGUUGAUCUGCUUCAGAAAGGUUACUUUAAGUGAUAUAUUUUUAAAAUAACCCAUUUCGGUAUGUAUAGUCUGUUGGUGUAAGCACCCAUGGGUAAGUCACCACUUACACAUAAUUUCCUCUGUACUUUAUGGAUUGUUGCUAUUUCUCCAAUCACUUAGAUAGAAAGUACAUUGGAGUUAGGUAUUUUUUACAAAGGAAAUAAAGAUAAAUUCUUUUUUUUUUUUUUUCGUUUUUGAGCUUGGCUUUUACAGGAUAUGAGUCUCCCAAUUGUACCUCAAUUUUCUUAUUUAUUUAUAAAACCAAAAAUGAGUCGACACCUCUCCCAUGAGUAGGGACUUAACUAAGAUUCACAAGUAGUAUCUGGAUGGAUGUGGUCAGAUACCAUUUUGCCAUUUUUACAUUCCCUCUGAUCAAAAUUUGGUACAACAUAAGUAAGACAUUAACCUGAAAUUUAAAGUAGUUUUUAAUUCUGAGGAAACUAUAUUCUCUGUAUUACUUACAUGCAACAAAGUAAAAGUGGAUUAGUAUAUUAAUGCCAUGGUAACAAUAAAAAGAUGUAAGUUAUAUCUUAUGCAUGAGGGCAACUUUGGAUGUUUUAACACAUUUGACUUAUUUAAGUGAAUGCUGAGAAUGCUGCAUUUAGGUUUCCAAUGAAAAAUUUUAAGAAUGGCUAUGAAAAUAUAUAGAAGCUUCUAGAAAACUGAAGGUAAUAAUGCAGAGUUGCCUUUUCUAGUCCAGCUAAAUGGCAGACCUCAACUAAAGGUAGUAUUUUCUUUGGGUUCUUGGAGUUAUCGAAUUGACCUUGCCAUGAUACUAUUUUGCAAAUAACUUGAGGAAUAAUUUAUUCUUACCUACAUAACCACAACUUAUACAGAUUUGUUCUCAAUUUAUAAUAGUUAUUUCAUAUCUAUAUAUAUUUAAAAAUUAGAAUUAAAAAUAAUCAAGAUACUUUGUAGAUUUUGUGAUGGUAAUGAUUUAUGUAUGCCCAAUAUAUGCCUUAUUUUUAAAGGGUUCCAUCCUAUACCAAGAGUCAUUUUGUUAUUGUUGUUCAGAGAAAUUAAGAUCUUAUUCACAAAGAAAAACAUUUUUAUAAAUCGAUCACAUUCUAUUUAAAUCAAAAUGUUAAACUGAAGAUAUAUUAAACAUUGCAGUUUUUAAUUGCAAAGAUGCCUUGGUAUGCCAUCAAAAACACAAAGUCAAUGUCCAACUUAAUUGUUGUAAAUUAUUAUCAACAUUAAUCUAAUAACUUUAAGACUGGCAGCAUUGUGACAACUUCCUCUGAAUUUCCAAAUGCCAAAUAAUCUUUAUGGACCUAAUUACAGAUAGAAAUACUGUUUCCUAGAGGCGAAGAACAUACAAAUGUGAAUUUGAUAAAUAUAUUGAGCAGCUAUACUUUUUAAUCAGUUACAUUACUUCUGAAAGAACAUCUCUAAGAAAUAUUUUCUAAGUCUUUUUAAAAUAGAAGAAAGAAAACUCAUUUCCCUCAGAACAUCUUAAAAAUAAUAUAGUCUAUUAUUGUGAACACAGAAGAGUUAGAUUAAGUGCCACAUCUUUUGGAUACAUUUCAGGGCCGGGGGGGACAGGGCAAGAACAGUAGGCAAUGAUAUAUAAAAAUACCAAAUAUAAAAUUUUGCAUCUGGGGGAAUAUUCAGGUUCUAAAUACUAAACUAGAUUAAAGGGUUUUUUAACUGUUGUUGUUGUUGUUAUUAUUAUUAUUA